Corythoichthys intestinalis (scribbled pipefish) is the source of this 3183-nucleotide messenger RNA. RefSeq names its product SNAP associated protein (gene snapin). The record is from RefSeq and is a predicted model, not a curated record. Gene Ontology annotation, molecular function: SNARE binding. Lineage: Eukaryota; Metazoa; Chordata; Actinopteri; Syngnathiformes; Syngnathidae. Gene Ontology annotation, biological process: intracellular protein transport; lysosome localization; lysosome organization. The transcript has 4 exons. Gene Ontology annotation, cellular component: BORC complex; BLOC-1 complex; synaptic vesicle. Bases 40 to 435 code for a protein of 131 amino acids.
GAUGACGCCACUUCCGGUGUAGUUCUUUUGCUAGUCGCAAUGAAAAUGGCUACCGCGGUUGUUGUUGACAGCUCCUGUGGCAAAGAUGUGAUUGCUGAGGGGAUGCUCGACCUCUUAAAACCAGCCAUUCACCAACUGGACCUACACGUGCACUCUGUCAGAGAGAGUCAAGUCGAACUAAGGGAACACAUAGACAACCUUGCCACAGAAUUAUGCAGAAUAAAUGAACAUCAAAAGGUAGUGCUAGAUCUGGAUCCAUAUGUAAAGAAACUUCUGAAUGCAAGACGAAGAGUGGUACUUGUAAACAACAUACUGCAGAAUGCUCAGGAACGCUUAAGACGACUAAACCAUAAUGUAGCCAAAGAGACUGCACGAAGAAAAACCAUGUUGGAGGCCUCAGGAGUGUUCACCUCACGCUCUCCCAGUAAACCCUAAUUUUUUUAUGGUCUGGAUUGCAUCAAUCAACAAGGGCUCAAGGAGCUAUUGGUGUAAAAGAUCAAGCUUCCAUUGACCUGAGGCCAGCUAUUUGCCUAUACCGAUGUCCUGCACUGCAUUAGUGGAUGAGUUUUGUCUUCAUUUCAUGGAAUCUUGACUGCAUGUUAACACUCAACUUUGUGCUUCCCCCUUACACGCUGCAAAAGUGUAUGUGUCAUUUAACUGUCAAGGUGACUAUCAAGUAGAGACUCUGCUCUGUUCCAGUUUUUUCCUGAUUCUGUGAUAACUGCAAAAUACUUCUAGUUAAGGAUGUCCCGAUCCCCUACUCGGUAAUGGCAAUCGAUACGGCUAUUUUAGGAGUAUCGGAUUUGAUCACGAGAUCACAUUUGAUCCAGUAGUCGCCGUCGUACUUUUCGGCAGCUGUAAAUCAAACCAAUAGGCAAAUAUGUCCGCUGAGCGAGACUACUACUCUUUAGAAACUAAUGAUAGUGCCGUAAAUUUCGGACUACAAGGCGCACCUGAUUAUAAGCCGCCACCCACCAAAUUUGACACGAAAAAAAGGCAUUUGUUCAUAGAUAAGCCGCACCAGAGUAUAAGCCGCAGCUAUCCUCACUGUAUUAUGGGAUAUUUACACCAAAUGAUAUUAACCGGUAACACUUUAUUUGACAGCGGCAUCAUAAGACUGUCACAAGACCAAAUGAACCAAUUGACCAAUUGGCUGCAAAGCUUCAUUGCUUCAAAAAACUUCAUUUGGCCAUGACUGCUCCCUUGCGGGAGACAGUCAACCACUGCUGUCAACGCUGUUGUCGUCCAACAUGACUCUUAGCAUGCAUUGCAGCGCUACAGAUUACAAUUAAAAUUCAUGUUCUGUGCUAAUUAUUUCUUCAGAUACUGUUCCUGUUGUUUCAUGAAUUGCUAGUAAGGCUGUCAAACGAUUAAAAUUUUUAAUCGAGUUAAUUACAGCUUAAAAAUUAAUUGUAAUUAAUCGUAACUAAUCACAAUUCAAACCAUCUGUAAAAUAUGCCAUAUUUUUCUGUAAAUUAUUGUUGGAAUGGAAAGAUAAGACACAAGAUGGAUAUAUACAUUCAAUAUACAAUACAUAAGUACUCUAUUUGUUUUUUAUAACAAUAAAUCAACAAGAUGGCAUUAACAUUAUUAACAUUCUGUUAAAGUGAUCCAUGGAUAGAAAGACUUGUAGUUCUUAAAAGAUAAAUGUUAGUACAAGUUAUAGAAAGUAAUGUUUUCGUUUUAAUAAAAUUUGUAAAAUUUUCAAUCAAAACAUAAACUAGUAGCCCGCCAUUGUUGAUGUCAAUAAUUACACAAUGCUCAUGGGUGCUUCAGCCCAUAAAAUCAGUCGCACCCAAGCGCCAGCAGAGGGCAAGAAAACUCCAAAAAACACAAGUAACAAGUUGGCAUUGCACUGUGCUGUCAUUUUAAUCUGUUUGAGCGGGGCAUGUACGUUAAUUGCGUCAAGUAUUUUACCGUGAUUAAUUUAAAAAAUGUAUUACCUCCCGUUAACGCGAUAAUUUUGACAGCCCUAAUUGCUAGUUAUGAUAUUUGGCAACACUUUUUUUGACAGUGGCGCCAUAAGACUGUCAUAAGACCAUCAUACUUAUGACAUUAUACUACUAUGAGCCUCAAUGAAUGCUUGUGACAGACGUCAUUUUGUGCCAUUCAGCAAAUUAUCUCAUUUUUGAGAUCCGAGCUGGACAUAAAUGGAGUGAGAGACAUAAUUUGCUAGAUGACACUUAAUGACAUCUGUCACAAGCAUUCAUAAAUGCCCAUAUUUGUGUCAUGUCAUAAUUAUGGCAGUCUUAUGACGCCGCUGUCAGAUCCAAAUAACCCAAAUAAAUCAACAAAUAAGCCGCAAUGGACUAUAAGCCGCAGGAUUCUAAAGUAGGGAAAAAAAGUAGCGGCUUCUAGUCCGAAAAUUACGGUAACAGAGCAUUGUGUCAUUUUCUUGAGGAGGUACCAGCAGAGCUUGGUUUAAUAUAAAAAAAAUAGUUUUUUUUUUUUUUACUGGUGUUUGAUAAAUGGUAUCGGGAAAACAUUGUGUAAAGAAACCGGACCAGAAAUUUUAAAAAAUCAGCAUUGGGACAUCCCUUUUUCUAGUAUUUGUCUUUGUCACAGGGUUUUAAAGGUAUUUACUGAAGGCAUGAUAACUCUUCAAAUUUUUUUGUGGAUUUGCAAAUGGCUUUUUUUGGGGGGGGGUCAAAUCACGAAAUGGGCCUAAAAAGUCAAUCUUAUGUUGAGUGUACACAGGUAAAAUAUUUGCAAAAUUGGAGCUAAUUGUACUAGUUUUUCCAAUGAAAGACUUAUGGUUGCCUCUAAUGUGGCUAAAAAUAAAGUAUUAAUGAUUAUGCAUCCAUCCAUCAUCUUCCACUUCAUUUGAGGACAGUUCAGCAGGGAAACUCAGACUUCUCUCUCCCGGCAACUUCAUCCAGCUCCUCCAGGGGGAUCCCAAGGCUUUCCCGUGUUAACCAGGAAGCAGUCUUGCUAGCUGGCAUGUUCUGGGUCGUCCCUGGGUCCUCCUCCUCAUGGCAUAUGUCCAAGGGCUAAAGUGGCUAGAAUUUCUCGCCAUAACUCCCUGACAUAAAAGGUCACUGCUGAGGCAAAUUGUACUGUACACCAACAAUACCAUAACUGAGCACGAGAGGCAGCAACGUGAAUACAAGAAAGAUUGGGCAGGUGAACAAGAUGUUGACCUAAUAAAAACGACCUGCACCUGAUAAUUGCUUGCAAUCUGUC